UAGUCUGCAAUGUAGACAGAGGUCUAAUGGUAAAGAGGAAAGGAAAAUAUGGUUGAAAUGAGAGAAUGAUAAAGAAAAGAAGCGCGCACUCACCCAGACGUCAACCCGCUCUUCGAAAGCAAAACACGCAAAGACAAACAUCUGAUUGUUGUCUCAAGAUCCACGCAGACUUCUCCGAGUUUCAUGAACUUCAUAUUUUGCUUUAAAAUUUCAACGCACUCUAUGCGUUGGAGUUCCAGUUGUAAUGCUAUAUAGUGUCAUCAUAUUACCGAUCUGACGUUAUGCCGGCGUUUCGACAAGCUGGCCAAAAAACCUUCAUUACCGUGGUGCUUAUAGCUGCAGUAGCAGUUUCAGCUGUGGGACAAAAUUUAAUCCAGCAAUGCAUUCUGAAUGCAAGCGCGCCUUACCAACCUCAUACGCCGCUCAUCCCUUGUGACAAUCUGCCUUUAGAUUUCCUUGAGUGCUCCGAACCUUUAGACCUCAAGGGCAAUGAGACUGCGCGACAGGAUCUUGGCUAUGGUUGUACAAAAUGGGGUGGCAAUCGGUACGAGGAAGUUCAGAUGACGGCGGUGAAUUGCAGUGUGUUGCCCAAUAUCGAGUGCUGGGGAAAUCGAACGUUUCAUCGCGAAGGAUUUCCCUGCCUUAAGUAUUCAGGUCACUAUUUUGUGACGACGUUACUAUACUCAAUACUGUUGGGUUUUCUUGGCAUGGACCGAUUUUGCCUAGGACAUACGGGUACGGCCGUCGGUAAAUUGCUCACAGUUGGUGGCCUUGGCAUUUGGUGGGUUGUUGAUAUCGUUUUAUUAGUUACAGGUAAUUUGAUGCCAGAAGACGGCACCAAUUGGAUGCCGUACGCAUAAACAUCGGCACGCAUUGUUCGAGCGAUAUUUUGGACCUCCUACUUUCUCGUUAACUUAGAGUUAGCGGUAGUUAGCCGAAAAGCGGGUUUACUAACCUGGAUGGUAGUUGAAAUUUAACUUGCAAGUCUCAGGACUCAAAAAAUGCCUAACCUUUGAAAGAAAGGUGGUAUUUGUGUAUAUGUGAAGAGUUAUGUCAGCCAUUAGAUGUGAAUAUUACAGUUAAGAGUAGAAACUCAUAGUUUCACUAAUAAAGAAUAGAUAUAAUAACGUCAAUUCAUAACUUCGUUAGCAAAACGAAUCUUAAUGCAUCGAAAGGGCUUUCGCUAGACAUACACAUGCAAUUAAUGUGAUGAGGCAAUUAAAAGUACAUUAUCAACAUCUCAAACUUAACAUGAAGUCGACCAACAUUCUGCGUACAUAAAAAAACCUAUUUAUAAAUAUUUAGCAAGAUAAAGAUAUAGGAAACUUCACUGAAAAAUAUUGCAAGUCAACUAAGUACUCGACCUAUUUGUAUCGUGGCAGGUAUUAUGCAUGUUAAUUACUAUUCAAGUAGGUCUAAUUACUACAUAGACAAUAGGCAUGACAAUUAUCAAUUUUUCUAGCAUUUUCAUUUCAUUCAUUUUUCCUUACGUUCUGACGAAGCUUUUGUGAUGCCAUCUAAUAUGCACAAUAUAUUAUAGCUUUAAGGCUGAAUAUUACGCAUUAUAGAUCGGAUAAACGAACACAAAUAAACCUUCAUACUCGAUACG
Messenger RNA from Varroa destructor (honeybee mite), 1609 nucleotides. It is a transcript of the gene amrt, whose product is annotated as TM2 domain-containing protein 2 amaretto. NCBI's taxonomy places the organism in Eukaryota, Metazoa, Arthropoda, Arachnida, Mesostigmata, Varroidae. The record is from RefSeq and is a predicted model, not a curated record.